Molecule: messenger RNA, 933 nt
Organism: Thamnophis sirtalis
Lineage: Eukaryota; Metazoa; Chordata; Lepidosauria; Squamata; Natricidae
Source: RefSeq, a predicted model, not a curated record
AUGGAAGAUACCAAGAUUAUUUCCAGAAUCCAGAACAAUGUGGUGAAUACAACCCAUGCUAUCUACACCAACGUGGUGCAGGGUCAUCUGGAGAACACCUACGGUGGGACGAUCAGCCGGGAUCGGUUUCUUUUCCUGCGCUUCUCCUGUGCUUUCCCACUAAACAUCAAUCUCUCCAUGGCAUCCGUCAUUUAUCCCAUCCACGAGUGUCCCAAUCCUCAAGAUGGCACCGUCCGGGUGGAGGAGGAUGGAGUAUCUCUGUUGGGACGCUUCUCCUUCAGCGUUUUCACCUUCAUCGCGGAUUCUGAAGAAGUGUACCUGCACUGUCGCAUCCGCCUUUGCAACUUCUGGAUGGCCAAAUGCACCCUGGAGGACAGGCCACUUCGGCGGCCCCGCCGGCAGGAAAACCUGUUCCUCCGUAUACCUGCCCGCGCAGGUUUGGGUGUGGUCUCCCUGGGGUUUUACUUAGCCAGGCCGACAGGAGGGGCGUCCCCGCCCGCCGCUGGCUUUCCGGGUCGUUUGGGCUACCAAGUUGCUUCUCCCAGGUUCUCCCUGCUGGGAAGUCCAUUCCAUACAUUUUGGAGAAGACUCUUCAAACAGCUGCAGAUCUGUCCUGAGAAUAAAGCAGCGGAGCAGCAGAUCUCAUUCUCUACCAAGAUGACAUCCGCCGCCAUGAAUAUCCUCCUUUGUCUGUUGAUUGGUUUCCCUGUUCUGAAGGGAAGUGACACUACAGCAAAUAAACCCGACCCCUUUAAUUAUGAUUGGAAGUCGCUCCGUAUUAGUGGUAUGGUCUGUGCAGGCGUUCUGUGUUUUCUGGGAAUUGCUGUCCUCCUGAGUGGAAAGUGCAAAUGCAGGCUCAAAAAGAGCAGUAGCCAGCGAGUGCUGAAUGGAGCUUCUUCCCAUGAUACCACCGGCCCUGACUGUUCUCGGUGA